Molecule: messenger RNA, 2477 nt
Organism: Ilex paraguariensis (yerba mate)
Lineage: Eukaryota; Viridiplantae; Streptophyta; Magnoliopsida; Aquifoliales; Aquifoliaceae
Source: the annotation of a GenBank genome assembly
CCAUUGCCUUACUUGGCGUUGAGUCUCUUUAUCUCAGAUCUGUGGGGGUAAGAAAACCGAAAACUCAAUUAAUCUGCUUUCUCUCUCUACAAAAUCACAUUGUCUCAUACGUGGUAACUUCAAGAUCCAAGCUUUUCUUUGUAAACCCAUGCUUUCAGUACAUCGCGUUUUUUCAGAUCACAGGUAAGUAAAUCCCUAUCCCAAGCUCUCCCUCCCCUCAUUUGCAUUGUUCUCUCUCUUUCUCUCUCUACAGUCCAAUUUCUCACCUUGUCAUUUCAAGAUCUCUUUCUUCUUGUAAGUUCUAUAUAAGAAAUAAGGGUCCAUUGCCUCUCAGAGGUGAGUAACCCGAAUCCUAGUCUGUUGAAACGACCCCAUUUCCUCAUUUUUAGCUUCAAGAUCCAUACUUUUUUUGCUCGAUUUGCGAAAUUUUCCGAUCCAAUUAUUCAUUUCUAUGAAUCCAGUUUGAUCAGUAUUUGAAUUUCUCUGUUGAAUCAAUGAAAGAAUUGAAUUCAACAACAGACGCAAUCGGGCAAAACCUAGUGAAGCUCAUAAGCAAUCUUUGUUUCUCUGUGUUUGUGUUCUCGGUACUCAUAUUUACUGUAAUUGCCAUCACAUACCAACCUCCUGAUCCAUGGGAGUCCUCCAGAGCCCUAACUGGGGUUUUUACCCAAGUCGAAAAUGCCACCUUCCAAGCUGACACUUCUGUCCUUAAAACCGGCGAAGAUAUUGCUGCUCCUUGGGCAGUGCCUGCCGGAGCAGCAGAACCAAUCAAUGAAACGGUCAUUGAGAAAUCUGAAGAAAAUUUUGCAAGUUUGACCUUAAAAUCGGGCUGUGAGGAUGUGAGAGUGGUUAAUUGCUCAGAUCCUAGACUUUUGAUUGCAAUUGAGAAGUUUAAUUUGAAGGUUUUCAAGUCAGUUGUGUUUUUGGAGUACCAAAUACCGGUUAAUGGAUCCAAAGCAGAUGAGUGUGAUGUGGCUUGGAGGUUUAGAAACAAGAAAGAGAAGUCAUGGAGAAAGUAUAGGGAUUUUCGGAGGUUUAAGAUUGGAUUUGGUGGUAAUUGUACUUAUGAAGUGCUUAGUGCGAGGGGUUGGCAUUCGGGUAUCAAUGCCCGCCGGGCAAGGGUUCGAGUUAAAGCGACUGGUAGAGAUGAAAAUGCUAAAAUUACUUCAGCAAUUCGGGAUGAUGAGAUCAAUGACACGAUCCCGGUGUUGGGAUCAGACUCCGCGUUUAGGAAGGGGAAGUAUUUAUACUAUUCGCGCGGAGGGGAUUAUUGUAAAGGAAUGAAUCAUUAUCUUUGGAGUUUCUUAUGCGCUCUUGGGGAAGCCCAGUAUUUGAACAGAACAUUUGUAAUGGAUCUAAGCAUUUGUUUGGCGGGAAUGCAUACACAGAGCAACAAGGAUGAGGAGGGAAAGGACUUUAGGUUCUAUUUUGAUUUUGAACAUUUGAAAGAGGUCGCAUCUAUUGUGCAGGAGGAGGAGUUCCUUCAAGACUGGAAAAAAUGGGAUAGGGUCCAUAAGAAGAAAAUUCCGGUUAGGAAGGUUGCGAGCUAUAAGAUCACACCGAUGCAACUAAAGAAAGAUAAAAGUACAAUUAUAUGGAGGCAAUUUGAUGGUCCUGAGCCGGAUAACUAUUGGUAUAGGGUUUGUGAAGGUCAAGCUGCAAAGUAUGUCCAGAGGCCGUGGCGUGCUGUAUGGAAAUCAAAAAGACUUAUGAAUAUAGUUUCUGAGAUUAGUGGGCGAAUGGACUGGGAUUUUGAUGCGGUCCAUGUGGUUCGAGGAGAGAAAGCUCAGAAUAAGGAGCUCUGGCCCCAUUUGGAUGCUGACACAUCCCCAGAUGCCCUUGUUGCGAAGCUUCAAGGGAUGAUUCAAUCUCGGAGGAAUCUGUAUGUUGCCACCAAUGAACCCUUCUAUUAUUACUUUGAUAAACUGAGGUCUCAUUAUAAGGUUCAUUUGCUUGAUGAUUACAAGGAAUUGUGGGGUAAUUCAAGUGAGUGGUACAAUGAGACAAGACUUCUGAAUGCUGGCCGUUCAGUUGAUUUUGAUGGAUAUAUGAGAGUUGAAGUGGACACUGAGGUUCUUUACAGGGCAAAGACACAGGUAGAGACAUUCUAUAACUUGACCAAUGAUUGCAAGGAUGGGAUCAAUACAUGCUGACCAGGUUGAAGAUGCAUUUAUUGGUGUUUCGAAAGUUUAUUUACACAUCUUUUUAUCUAAUUUUACUGUCUCUGUUGUGAAUUGAAAUGAUAGCAUUGAGUUCAUUUAAGGUUCUAUUUUAUUCACUGACCAUCUACUGGUCAUGUUUGCCUAUAUAUGUCCUAUAAUUCAACUUUUAGCCAGCUUCUACAUCGUUGUGACCGCUGGUAUCUGUUGCUUGGUGUCUACUGAAAGCAAAUGUUUAUUGUUUCAUUUUGUGUGUAUAUAUGGUGUAUUUCUGCAGUAUCUGCCAAUUUAAAGAAUUGCUAGCUUGAGGGUACGAGC